CCCCAAAAUAUGAGAAAGAAACGGAGAGAGGCAUGCUGUAGUGCAGGGGUUCCUCCUCUGAGGCUAAGCUCUAUUACUCUAGGGUUUCUCAAGCUGGAGUGAAUUUACAAAACUGAAUAAAUUACAGGCUUCAAUGCAGUAGAUUAACUGCAUGUGGGUUUGCAGUCUGAGCUGCUGGGCUUCUCCUCUGCCAGCGGCUGCUGAAGCCGUGUCUCUAGAUCAGAGGAAGAAAAAGCUUCUUUUGGAAGAGGGCAAAGAAAACAAGAGGACACAUUCAGCUUUGGGAGCAAACUGAGGGGUUGUGAUGUUGCUGGCCGAUUCCACAUUAAGUUUUAAGUGCCAGAGAGGUGGGCGCCCAAAAUUUGAGUCAACCCAGUAGCUGAUCAGAGAAGAAAGGAGCCACGGCAAAAGAUAACGGCAGGCAGAAAAGUGGAAGGAUACAGGAUGAUCCUGGGAAGUGUAAACCGACCCGGGCCGGUCCCUGCCUUCCUCAGGAGCCCAUCAGUCAUCCCGCCCCCCCUGGACAUGAAGCCCUUCCUUCAGUUUCCUCUGGAGCCCUCUCACCCCGCCAGCAUUGGCCUCUUUCACAACUUUAAUACUAUGGACCCUGUCCAGAAGGCUGUAAUGACACACACCUUCGGGCCACCACUGGUUAAAACUAAGAGGCCAAUUAUCUCCUGCAACGUCUGUCAAAUACGCUUCAACUCUGAGAGCCAGGCAGAGGCUCACUAUAAGGGGAAUCGCCAUGCCCGCAGGAUAAAAGGUAUAGAAACAUCCAAAACAACACGUUCACAAGAUGGAGACAAGCAGCCACCUCCCCCACCUGCUUCCCCCUCCAUAGCAGGCCUCUUAUCGUCCAGCCCCAAACCUGAUGGUACUGAUAAGCAGGUUGACACUCCAGUCCUGAAAGAGUCACCCCUGACUUCCAGCAGUCUUCCAACCCCGGCGCAGAGCGCAGCAGACGUAGAGUGCCCCCUUCUGCCUGCUGUCGGUAGUCUUUUACCCCCGCCACUGUCCCCCUCUGCAGCCCUCAGUGUCCCAUCUGCAGAUCCAGCACCGGUGGUUCUGCUCGAUACCCCUUCCCCAGCACCCAGCCCAUAUUCAGGAGAACCAGAGGAGGAGAAAGCCAAGAAACUCCUCUACUGCUCCCUGUGCAAAGUAGCUGUAAAUUCCCUUUCACAGCUGGAGGCACAUAACAAAGGCACCAAACACAAAACUAUCCUGGAGGCUCGAAGUGGAUUAGGACCCAUCAAAGCAUACCCACGUCUUGGUCCUAAACCCAGCCCUGAGCAGGGAGGAGAUCUGUCUUCUGACCCAAACACUCAGGAACAAACCUUUCACUGUGAGAUAUGCAACGUUAGGGUCAACUCUGAACUGCAGCUAAAGCAGCAUAUAUCAAGCAGAAGGCAUCGGGAUGGAGUUGCAGGAAAACCUAAUCCUCUUCUCAGUCGGCACAAGAAGCGCACAGAUCUAAUGGAACUUCCUAAAGCUCUUGGAGCUGGACUUUUACCAAAUCCCUUGGCCCUUGCUGCAGCGAUGGCAGCAGCAUCUUCAAAUCAACUGGCGCUUCGUCAUCCUGGUCCAACCUCACAUCCCCAUCACCCGCUCCUACAGGGAACACCCAUCAGCCUGCUGAGGCCAGCCCCAGGUCCCAUCCGCACGACACAUGGUCCAAUCCUUUUCACCCCGUACUAACAGUGAAGGAACGCAGAAGUAUCAGGAAGAAGCACACUGUGAGGCAACAGCUUGCCAUUAGGAGCCAAAACUGGCUGGUCUGGUUGGAACUGUGGUUAUAUUACGAUGAGACAUAAAUAUUGCUGUUUAUUGUGUAGAGGUGUAAGUUUCCUUCCUCCAGUUUAGUUAUCAGUGAGUGAUCGGCAUGUCUGUGUUAAUAGCUUAAAGAGGAUCUUGACAAACACGUUCUUAGGCGAUUCCCUCUGAGUAGUUCCCAGUCGGAAACUCUCCAUCUGCUUCACAGUCCACUGCGUCAGACUCAAACCCCUACCUCUCUUCUGUGUUUGAUGUGGAUUUCUUAAAUCCUGCUCGACAAAUACAAAACGCUGGAAGCGACAUCACAGCAUAACCUGGCGGUGGGCGUGAAUGGCGGUUUAUCUCGUGUGUGUCUGUGUUGGUGGAUGCUUGUUGUCUUCACCCCGACUGGAUCCAAGCUUAACUCUGUGAUGUUUGGCAGAUGAAUUAGAGAACCAUCUCAAGCCAUCCCUCACUUCUUUGUACUUAGCUUCCUAAUGGACAUAUUUUCUUAUUAUCUUGAUGAACAGUUUGCUUUUAAAGGGUGUCCAAAACACCCAUAGAACUACUGCUAAACUUUAAAAAAUGGAAAGAAAUCUGGCUCACCUAAGGGAAUCUAGGCACGGUCAGAACAACUGAACGGCACUGAAAGGAACUGAAUCUGAAUUGCUUCCCCGCCUCAAUGGUUUCUCCCUAUCCCUGCAUUUAUCCUUCCAAGCGGAGAGAAAUGGAAAAAUAGCGUCUUCAAAUUCGGACGUCACUACCACUUGAUGAGUUGUGGUUGAGCUAUGUUAGCACAUAGCUGCCAGCACAAAAAUAACAUCUGUUUUAUAUGUAAAAGUCCUGCAAAAACUUACAUUUACUUACAUUUAAAUGUAAACUUCUGUGCUUCAGAGCACACCCACAUGAACAAACAAGUUUCUCCUCCGCAUCACAGCGCGAUGCAGAUCACCCUUCCAGCGAUGGGAUACCCAGCCCCCCCAAAAAAACACUUUCAGAUACCAGUUCUAUGGAAGUAUUUAUGUCUCAUAAUUCAAAAUAAAAGUCAAUACCAGAAUUGCUGUUUUUGAUUUUCCCAGUGAAGCUCCAUUCAUUGAUUAGAAAAUAAAAUGAAAAAUUAAUCCUCCAAACCGCUUCUUCUUUUUUUUCCUCAACACCGUUCAUUCUGUCACUUAAAUAAAA
Oryzias latipes (Japanese medaka) is the source of this 2931-nucleotide messenger RNA. Its product is annotated as zinc finger protein 385A. Gene Ontology annotation, cellular component: nucleus. Gene Ontology annotation, molecular function: zinc ion binding; nucleic acid binding. The record is from RefSeq and is a predicted model, not a curated record. Lineage: Eukaryota; Metazoa; Chordata; Actinopteri; Beloniformes; Adrianichthyidae.